Messenger RNA from Pseudomyrmex gracilis, 3190 nucleotides. Its product is annotated as protein FAM160B1-like. Lineage: Eukaryota; Metazoa; Arthropoda; Insecta; Hymenoptera; Formicidae. The transcript is spliced from 6 exons. The record is from RefSeq and is a predicted model, not a curated record. Bases 223 to 2697 code for a protein of 824 amino acids.
AUGCACCAGUCGACGAGUCCGGUGUCGCCAUCUGGUGCGAGCUCCGACCGUUUGACACUAUCGGACACGUCAAAGUCGCGAGGAGAGCAGCCGGCUAUCGGACAGUUCGUUUCGCACGUACGAUGAAGCGUUGUGUCUGGGCGGUAGUUUGCGCGAACAUCCCGCGAAUUUACGAAUGAAGAAAGCGUGCAAAGAGAUCGCGUACCGAGCCAGUGAGUUAACAUGAUCAGCGGCAUUCAAAGCGCCCUGAAGAAUGCCAUUGACGUGAUAGCACCCCCGGCAACACCGUUGCAAGAUUUCACCUACCAUUGGAAACAACUGAUGAACUUUUAUGUGAGUCAUCUGACCGACUGCAAGGUUCCCGUACAAAGCACCAACAUACCCCGACACUUGGACGUGUUGUUGGAGAUACUGUUGCAAGAAGAGAAAGACGGAGAUGAACCGGGUCCCUGUUUGGAGUAUCUUUUGCAACACAAGCUUCUGGACUUGCUAGCGACAUUGGCCGGCGCGGAGACGCCGCCUGGUAUGCGAACGAUUUGUCUCGCCUUUCUCAGAAAACUGUUAGGCAGAUCCAAGUAUCCUUUGCUGCAUCAUGCGUCGAUCUACACGCCAAUACAACAACUCGUGGCGCUCUGCAACGGCAACCCGCCGUCGCCGAUGGAGGCCGAAGAGGUGCAAUUUCUGCUGACGAUCUGCUUUCUGGUGUGCAAAUACCCGCACGUGACCAACAUUAUUAAUGACGCAUCGAGCGUGCAGACGGUAGGCACUUCCGCCAAACAGGAUAGCGAAAAAACGGAGAUCCAGAAGGUGACCUACGUCCCGACGAGAAAGAGAAACAAUUCCAAUCCUUUGUUCGAGCCAUUGGACACCCAAGCGAUCACCCUGGUCAACCAGAAUCUUCUCGAUAAGGAACAGAGGAGGUUGCCGCAUCAGCUCUCGAGUCAGAUCUUCAAGGAUUCGUCCGGAAGAUCGAACGGAUCAGUGUCCUCGAGGGAGGAGAGCGUAUCAUCGAGCCCUUUGGCACAAAAGUCCGUUCGCAAUUCGCCGUCGAUAGAUGUGAAGAACGGCGAACAAUCGGAAGAAAAGAACGAGGAGGAUUCUUCGGAGAACAGACUCGACAAACAUCUGCAAAGUCUGAGAGACUUGCGACUGGAUUCCGACUGCGGUACUUACAAUGACGCGACGACUUACGUAGCGGGUGAUAAUCAGAGUUUGAGGUCGCCGCCGGAAAGAUCCAAGUGUUUUCUGUUGGACGCUUUGAUGAGUUAUUUGAAUAGCGCGGACAAUACCGUGAGAAUACGAGCGUGCGAGGGAAUAAUGGUCUUGGCCUCCCUGGACGAUCUUUUGUUCGCGCAAACGGUAGCCAGGAGCGAGCUGCCAACAAUAAUCACUAGUCGACUAGAGAACUUGUUCAACGCCAUUCCGGUGCACGUGGACUAUCUGGAGAUUUAUAAUGUGGAUGUCACGUGGGGUCUAGACUCGCCAUUAUGGACUAAUGAAAAAAAAUUUCCUGGCUGCCGGCAGGUAGCGGCAUUUUUUAUGUGGUUUGACUAUUGCGACCAACUGAUCAGAGAGGCCCAGCCGGAGCUUGCGGAAACUCUGGCGAGGACUAUCAGAGUGAUGUUCUUUGAGAGAAUAGUGACACCCGGCCUGACCGAUCAUCACGUCAUACUUAUCACGGCAUUGGUCGCCAAGUGCUUCAAGGAGGUGACUUCGUCCGCGUUGUGCACGGAACUGAGUUACUGGCUGGUCGGGCAAGACAGAGAUCCGGAAAUACCGAACGUGUGGACGUCACCGGUGCUGCACAGAUUGAUAGAGAACUGUUUUACGGACAGUAACGAUCUAACAAUGGAAACGUUGAAACUGUUUGAGGAAGCGAUAGAUAAGAAGAACGAGCAUAUAUUGCAUUGUCUCUUGUUGAUAUAUUUGUCAACGCGGGCGUAUUACGAUAAUACCGCCGCUGAUAGCGCUAUCGCCUCGUGGAGCGACGAGGAGGACGAAAGGGAGAAGGAAAAGAAGGGAUCUCUGGAUCUCUCGUACGAGCAAAGUCGCAGCCGCACUUUGGCACCGAGCAAUAUCCAUCGUGUUAUCAACUGUUUUCUGUCGUUAAUGCCGCGAUAUCUGCAAGCGGAUUCCGACGUCAACAACUACGAGAAGUACAUGCUGGGUUGGGAACGUCAGUACUCGUCGAUACUUGCCGAUUGCGCGCUGAUGGCUUGGCCGUUGGAGGCGGUGAUGGUGGACGAUUCCGCGAGUUCGGAUUCGCGGCCUGAGGCCGAUCAUUGCUCGGGCAGAUUCUACAUGGGACCGUUUCUGAGCAUGCUCUUCGACAAAAUCGGCAACAUGCCGAGGCAGACGUACGAGGUCAACGUGAAGGUCACGGGAUUGAUCUCCAAAUUAGCGUUACUGCCGCAUCCCUACCUGCACGAAUUCCUGUUGAAUCCUCUGCUACCUCUGGUCCCGGGUACAAAGAGUCUGUUCCUGUGUUUGCAAAAGGUCGUCAAACAGCUCGUCAGCGAGAUACCGAAAACACCGGAAAGUAAAUCGAUACUGAAGAAAACAAGGCAGAGAUUACUGGAAGAUUGCUCCGAAGACGAGGAGGAGGAGAACGUUUUGUACGAAACGGCCGUUAUAGUGGAAGAAUUUUGCAAGGAUCUCGCGGCCAUAGCAUACGUCAAGUAUCAUUAUUCCGUUUAACAUUGGAGAAGUUUGUUGAAUCGAAUCAGUGAUAUCCCACGUUAAAGUGAAAAAAACAUAGAAAUUGAUACACAGAUCUGUUCGUUUUACUCGCGCUCCUUGUACCUCUUUUUGUUUUUUUUUUUGUUGUAUCUCGCGAAGUUAUGACCACGUACAUGUGUCCUUAUUUUAAGUGCAAAACAUUGAAGUAAAACGAACGGGUCUAAACGUGCAAAAAGAUGCACAAAUUGUCUAUUCCACGGGUCAGUUUCACCAGUUAAAUCUUAUUAACCGGUCGAUUGGUUCUCUUUGGAAUCCGAUCAGUGUGUGCGCGAUUGGAUUACUCUCAAGUUUUUGAAACUGGCCCCACUACGUACGUACGUACGCGCACACGCGUAUGUACGUGAUUACCUACAUCGUACUUAAAGUAGCGAUUUUCUGUGAACUUUGUAAGAUACAAAAACAAAAUAUAGAAUAUCAUGUAUAAGAAACACGCAAAAAAAAAUGCGUUUUA